Molecule: messenger RNA, 2195 nt
Organism: Papaver somniferum (opium poppy)
Lineage: Eukaryota; Viridiplantae; Streptophyta; Magnoliopsida; Ranunculales; Papaveraceae
Exons: 2
Coding region: 266-1264 (332 amino acids)
Source: RefSeq, a predicted model, not a curated record
UUAUUCUCUCUGUUGUUCCUUUGAUCUUCUGAGAAUGAAGAAUAUGUUAUUCAGUCUGUUCAGUUUCUUGUUCUUAAUUGUCAUUCCUAAAAGAAAGUGUUGUCAAUGUCAUUACUGCAGGCAUACACUAUCAUUAACAGUAUCAGUAUUAGUUUGUUUAUUUUGAUAGAUAUCCCUUUAUAUUCCUCAAUACCCUUGUUCAUCUGCACUCAUCUUUUUUCUCCUCUCUGCUUUUCUCUGAUUGAGUCCAUUUUGUAAGUUUUCAAUGGCAAUUCCUGCUGCUCAAGUAAGAGUCCUUAAUGUAGAUGAAGAUGUUGAAGAAUUUCCUUUUCGCUUUGCUGCUCUUCUCUGUGAUGAUAGUCGCAAUUACCAUAAAACUUCAAUUAAGCAUCAUCUCAAUAGAAUCUGGACAAUCAAUUCUCCAUACUUCAAACUUGCUAAGCCUUAUGUCCAAGAAUUGGGUAUUCAAAAUCUCUUUGUAGUUAUGUUUAAGAAAAGUCAAGAUAGGGAUUCAACUUUCCUUGCUAGGCCUACUCUUCUGUUUGGCCAGCUUUUUGCAGUCCAACCAUUAGGUAAUUUGGAAUCUAUUUUUGAUUUGGUUUGGGAUAAGACUUUGAUGCAUGUCCAAAUCCCUAUUCAUUCAGACUUGGUUAACAAAGGGAGGGCUAGAGAGGUCUUAGAUCAGUUGGGAACUUUUGUGUCAGCGGAUUCUCCUGUAGGGAAUCUUUAUGAAGCUAAAUUGAUGGUGCCUCUUAGGUAUCCACUUACUCGGAAAGUUGUCAUCAACACCAGCACGAGGCCUUAUUAUAUGACUGUAUUCUACCCAAAACUGCCUUUUCUUGCUUGCAAGAAGUGUUUCAUUCUUUACCAUAAUGAAGAUAACUGCAGAGAGAUUCGAAUGAGAAUCUUUGUCAGGGCUCUGCCGGCUCCAUCUCCUAGGGCCACUCAUGUUUCUGUAACUAAUGUGCAUUCAAGUUCUGAAGAUGGUGAAUGCUCAAAUGCAGGGAAGGCUAAUUCUGUAGUUGCUGCUGAUGCUGUAUCUGAUGAGCACUCAAAGCCAUCUGGCUUUUCUGUCAGUCUGCAUCCCUCUGCAGCUCUCAGAAAUACAGGUUCUUCAUCAUUUUCUCCUGUUUUUCCAUCUGAUAAACCUAGAAAUUCUCCUUUGACAAUUAGAGAGCUUGUUUCGUCUCAACCAAAUUCAGUUGGUUUUCCUUCGUCUUUUGAAGAUAUGUCUUUUGAUGUCGAUGGUCUUUUGCAUGAUUGAAAAGGGAAAAGAGCUAGGUCAGUAUUUGAAUUAGUCUAUUUAGGCUCUGAUGCAGUAACAUCUUCUUUUUCAAUGAUGCCUACUCCUUGUUGGCCUCCAAUUACUACUGUGCCCCCUUUUCCCCCUCCUUCUAAGAUGUCUUUCAAUUCGGGAAGUUUAGGGUCUUCUUCUAGUCUAGGUAGUGAAGAUACCAACAUGUUUUGGUCUAACUCUUGCAUGGCUUAUACACAGUCUGUUUUUACUUCAGCUGGUUUCAUUUUCAAUGCUACAUCAGAAAUGAGUUACUCCUCUGAAGUAUUUUUACACGCAAAUCAUGAUAAUGGUUUUGCUUUUAAUGCUGAUCAUAAUGAAGACAUUAAGGAUGGAUUAGUGCUUGAGCCUGUCCCUUUAGCCACUCUUCCUCCUGAGCCUGUGGUUACUGAUGAAGAGUUUGAAAAAGAAAUUGAUCUCAUGAUGAUGGACUCAGACACUAUGGAAGCGGAUCCUUCAUUGGUUCAUGACCUUGUACCUGCGAUGGAGUUAAGGGAUCGUAUGCAAACAGAGUAAUAGAUUCAGAAGCUGCAGAGUGCAUGGCAAUCAUGGAGGCUCUUAGCUGGAUUAAAGCUCUCAACAUUCAUGAGGUCCAUAUCUUUGCAGAUGCUGAAGUUAUGGUGCAGUAUGUUACCACAGAUAUUUCUCAAGUUAGAUGGGAGAAUAAUCAGAUUAUUAAGGAUAUUAAGACUCUUAUUUCUUCUUUUAAGUUCUGUAGAAUCUCUCAUGUUAGGAGAGAUUUUAAUAAUAUAGCAGACAAUGUUGCUAAACAAGUCAGGAGAAAGAAACUCGUAUUAGAAGAGUACCAGAUCUAUUUUCCUUGGUUCUCUGCUCUGUUAAAUAGGCUUGCAGUGCCUAGAACUUCCUAAUUAAUAUAUGUCCUUGUUAUAAAAAAAGAAUA